AUGGAAGCUGGAACUUCUGAGGUUGAUAAUGAACAUGAUGGCACAAUUGUUGUUAGGGUGGAUCUCACAAAGGUCUUUACUACUGAUAAAGCUUUUGCAUCCCACACUGAUCUUAUUGAUUGGGCUCGCUGUGUAGGUAAAGAGAAUGGUUAUGUUGUUAUUGUGAUUAGGUCUGACUACGGAUCUGCAAAAAGGAAGCCUUUGAUAACAUUGGGAUGUGAACGUGGUGGGAAGUACAAACCAGCGGCUAAAGUGUUAAAACGCAGUCAAACUGGAACAAAAAAAUCUGAUUGCCCUUUCAGGCUAAGAGCAAGGCCUGGCGGCGUUGAUGGGCGAUGGAAGGUGAUAGUUCAUUCUGGGAUUCACAACCAUGAUUCAGCUGAAACAUUACAAGGUCACUCUUUUGUUGGUCGUCUAAAUCCUGAUGAAAAGGUCAUGGUGGGAAGUAUGAUUGAGAAAAGGGUUAAGCCAAGCGACAUGUUGAUUGCACUAAGGGAGAAAAACCCCAACAAUCUGACUCGAAUCAAACAAAUCUACAAUGAGAAGCAAGCCUACAAUAGGAUUAAGAGGGGACCUUUUUCGGAGAUUCAACACUUGAUGAAGUUGUUGGAAGGUGACAAAUACGCAUAUUGGUCUAGGGUUGAGGGUGGUUCUAAUGUGAUUAAAUCUCUGUUCUUUGCUCACCCUGAUUCUAUUCAUCUUUUUAAUGAAUUUCCUACUGUGGUGCUUAUGGACAGUACAUACAAGACCAACAGGUACAGAAUUCCUUUACUUGAAAUGGUUGGGGUGACAUCAACUAAUUUGACAUACUCUAUUGCCUUUGCUUACAUGGCGAAUGAGCGCACAGAUGAGGUGUUAUGGGCAUUAAAUAGGUUGAAAGGGUUGAUUGUGAAGGAAGAAAAUCUUCCUAAGGUAAUUGUCACUGACAAGGACACUGUUUUAAUGAAAGUCAUGGAAGACGUGUUCCCCGCAGCUCGCCAUUUGUUGUGCCAAUUUCACGUUUCAAAGAGUGUGACCGGGAAGUUGAAGACACUUAUUCAGUCGAUAGAAACCCGUGUAUUUAUUACUGAUAUCUGGAAUCGGUUGAUGCAUGCUAACAGUGAGGCUGACUACCUUAAGGAGGUUGCAGCGAUGCAGGUGAAUGCAUGUAACUUAUGGCCAUACCUUGAAACCAAUUGGUUGCCGUUGAGACAUAAAUUUGUGAAGUUCGAGAUUGAUACCUGCAUGCAUAUGGGGUGCACAACAACAAACAGAGUUGAAGGUGCGCAUUCAAAGUUGAAGAAGCUUCUUUCAGAUAGCCUAGGUGACUUGGUUAAAGCUUGGACUGCUGUCAACAAGCUUCUUAUCAUGCAGCAUGACAAGAUUAAAGAAUCAUACCAGCUCAGCAUUUUUGUCACCGAGCAUACUCUCAAUGAUGUGUUUUAUAAGGAUUUGCGAGGCUUUGUUUCUAGAGCAGCAUUGCAUAUGAUUGCUAGAGAGAGGAAACAAAUCGGUAGGCCUCGUGUUGAUGGUUUAUAUUGCGGUUGUGCGAUUAGAAGAACCCAUGGACUACCAUGUGCCUGUGAACUUCAGAAGUUAACUUUUGUCCCAUUACUUGCGGUACAUGCCCAUUGGAGGAAAUUGAAUUGGGAUUGUUCAGACCCUGCCAUUGAUCCUGAGUUGGGCGUCAGUUUUGAGUCUGAACUUGAAGCUUUAAAAGUUAAAUUUGACGGAUCUUCUGCGGCAGUGAGGAAGUCCAUCAUUGAUAGCAUUAGAAUGAUUUCUUUCCCGGAAAGGACUUCCAUGUGUCCUCCUCCAAAGAAGGUCCCAACUAAGGGUAGGCAAAAAGGCUCUUCGAAAAAGGUCACAGCAAAGAGUAUCAAAGUACCUAGUCAGCGCUCUACAAAACGUAUGGCGUCUCGUUGGGAGCGUAUUGAUGUACAAUAUCCGGGCUCUUGGGAAGGUAGCAACUCCACACCAAAUACUAGUCAGCGCUCUACAAGCCGAAUGAAGAAUCAAAGCCUCCGCCCAAGCAUGUUGAGACAAAUCCCCGAAGAGUUUCAUCCAUUCAUUGAUUCCUUGGUUCAUGUAGAGGGAGACGGACAUUGCGGAUUUAGAUGUGUUGCUGCAAUGUUGGAUAUGGGAGAAGACAAAUGGGCGAUUGUUCGUCGGACUCUGAUCCAGGAACUUGACACUGAAUUUGACAUGUACUGUUCAAUAUUUGGGAUAGCUGAGGCAAAUGAGAUACGUUGUGCUUUACAUGUCACUUCAGACGGGCCAGUAGGAGACGAUAAGUGGAUGACCGUUCCUAAUACGGCAUACAUUAUAUCCACAGCUUAUAAAGUGGUGUUCAUGACCCUUGCUAUUAGUGGAUGUAACACUUUCUUCCCAUUGAGAGGAAGUGCAGACCCACCGGCACUCCACAAACGCAUUGCAGUUGCAUUUGUUAAUGAAAAUCACUUUAUUGGGGUUGUUCUUCGUGAUGGGCACCCAAUGCCGCUCACUGCUCACAUGUGGACAUAUCAUCGCAGGAAUGAGGCCAAGACAUGGGUUGAUCCCUAUUCUGCUCGAAUCGACACUUAUAGUGCAUAUCUUGCCGCUAAACAUGGUGGUGGUGAUCACUCAAGAAUAGACCUUAGUGAGGAUUAA
This is a messenger RNA of Lotus japonicus, 2628 nucleotides long. RefSeq lists its product as uncharacterized. NCBI's taxonomy places the organism in Eukaryota, Viridiplantae, Streptophyta, Magnoliopsida, Fabales, Fabaceae. The transcript is spliced from 4 exons. The record is from RefSeq and is a predicted model, not a curated record. The coding region runs from base 1 to 2628 and encodes 875 amino acids.